AUGAACUUUUAUCCACCGCCACCCGUGAUCAAAGCAGAGGUUUAUCUGCGCAUCCCAAACGACAAGCGCUGCUUAGGCCAAGAGUCGGAAUGGCGCGGGGGCUUUGCGGGGUCGUUCCAGCACAUCUUUCUCGAAGGUCCAGUCGUCGACAGCACUGGGAAUCUCUAUGUCGUGGACAUUCCGUACGGUCGCAUUCUCAAGAUUGAUAGCGAGAAGAAUGUUACUGUUGCGUGCACUUGGGAUGGCGAGCCGAAUGGGCUCGUGGGGACAGCCAACGGGGAUUUGUUGGUGGCGGACUACAAGCAGGGCAUAUUGUCAUUUAAUCCUGAGACAGGCAAGAUUGGUCCAAAGUUGACGAGAAAGAAUCUCGAGCGAUUCAAGGGCCCGAACGACUUAAUCGUUGACUCAAGGGGCAACCUUUACUUCACCGACCAAGGCCAAACCGGCAUGACAGAUCCAACUGGUCGCGUCUACCGUUUAUCGCCUGAUGGGAGACUUGACACUCUGCUUGACAAUGGUCCCUCACCCAAUGGUCUCGUCCUCUCACGAGACGAGCGCUUCCUCUACGUCGCCAUGACACGGGCAAACCAAGUCUGGCGCCUACCCCUACACGCAGAUGGCACUACCUCCAAAGCCGGCGUUUUCUUCCAGUCUUUCGGCAACGCGGGUCCUGAUGGUCUUGCCCUCGACGAACAAGGCAGUUUGUUCAUCUGUCAUCCAAGUCUUGGUUCAAUCUUUGUAGUGGAUACACAUGGGGUACCCAAGGCUCGAAUUGUCAGUGGAUCGCCUGGAAUCAAUCUGACAAAUUGCUGUUUUGGAGGACCGGAGCAUAAGACCUUGUAUAUUACUGAUAGUUUGGAGGGGAAUAUUCAGACAGUGGAGUGGCAUUGCCGGGGAGCGGUGGCUGCGUCGUCACUGAAACAACACAAAGAGCAGUAA
Molecule: messenger RNA, 939 nt
Organism: Fusarium odoratissimum NRRL 54006
Lineage: Eukaryota; Fungi; Ascomycota; Sordariomycetes; Hypocreales; Nectriaceae
Exons: 2
Coding region: 1-939 (312 amino acids)
Source: RefSeq, a predicted model, not a curated record